UGCGUCAGUUCAACGCGAACUGUGAUCGUAGUCGGGUGGAGUUCCGUCGUUGUCGUCGGCCUGACCACCGAUCGUUAUAAGGCCAACCGGCCAACUAAAUUAACGUCAUUUAAAAACUUCGGGCAUACUACCGCGGUUCGAUACCCAGCAGAUAAAUGACGCUGAAAAUUGGACCGACGUCCGAAAAUUAGAUAUAGUUCGAUCGAACGAUUGCGGGAAAUUUUGAACGCGAUCGAGGAAUAAUCGGCGUCGCACGGAUCGUUUUAUAAAACGGAAACGCGUCGUAGCGGAAGUGGUACGAGUGUAUUGUUUUCGCGCGCGUUGAAAUUUUGAUAUACGUUUAUUAUAAGACUUUAUAACCCGGAUGAUAACGUAUCAUCGUUAUCUGCGGAAGAAGGGAAGAAGUGAAAUACUCCAGACAUUUACUCAGUUUUCGACUUUUAUGUUAUCGGUCCAGUUAUCAACGAGCGAGUUGGAUCGUCGGUCGGGUUUGAAUGAAAAAGCCUCUAGGUACAGCUUCGACGAAGCCAGUCACAUUCCGCUCCACCGGUCGACGCAUACUUGCCACCGAACGGAGAUCACUGUCAAUGAGAUGAUAACGAGCAACGUGGAUGCGAGACGAUCGGAUGUCGCUUAUCGCGAAAGCUCUAUGAAAUUCUGAGAGCGAAUAACAGACUCCACAAAAAUAAAACAUAGAUCGGGAAAUAAUUACGUCGGGCAGUGAAAAUGGACUCGAAGUCGAACGAUGCAAUCGACGUUUCGCACGUUCCCCGCAGCGGUCCGCAUGAAAUCGAACACGGGGAUGAAGUCCGAGGCGGGGCGGAAUCGGCGCCCUUCAAUCACCUUGAAACACGGCCAUGUAUCGACAUUGAGUUCUCGGAUCUCACUUACACCGUUCCUACAGGGAGAAAAGGAUCGAAGCUGAUCCUGAGGGGUAUUAGCGGUCAAUUCCGAUCGGGACAACUGACCGCCAUCAUGGGACCCUCUGGUGCAGGAAAAUCAACAUUGUUGAACGUUCUCGCGGGAUACAAAUACACCGGAGCCAACGGUCUCAUCACCGUCAACGGUCAACCGAGAGACAUCAGUGAGUUCAAAAAAUUGUCCUGCUACAUUAUGCAGGACGAUUUAUCCCAGCCUCAAAUAACAGUUCACGAAGCGAUGUGCUUCGCAUCUGAUCUGAAACUUGGAAACCAAAAAACGCGUCAGGCAAAACUUUCCGCUAUCAACGAAAUUUUGGAGACGCUGAGACUGUCAGCGGCGAAAGAUACUCUUACGGAACGGUUGUCGGGGGGCGAAAGAAAGAGGCUUUCCAUCGCCCUCGAACUCGUGAACAAUCCACCGGUAAUUUUCCUGGAUGAACCAACUACCGGACUAGACGACAUGUCAACCGUCCAGUGCAUAGACCUUCUACGGAGAGUGGCCUGCGGAGGAAGAACAGUAAUUUGUUCAAUUCACACUCCAAGUGCGAGUAUUUUCGCCAAAUUCCAUCACGUCUACGUAGUAGCAGCUGGUCAGUGCGUUUAUCGAGGUCCGGUUAAUAACGUAGUACCUUUUCUGGAACGCUUGGGAGCUGAUUGCCCGAAGCAUUAUAAUCCGGCAGACUUUAUUAUCGAAGUCGCCGCUGGAGAAUACGGAAUGGAGUACGUCGAGCGAAUGGUAAAUUGUACGGAAUCACAGAUGCCGAUAAUUCCAAUCGCGCAUGACCCACUGUUCGAAAAAUAUCACAAGGGUGAAAACGACCGCGGGGCAUCUUGGUGCCAACAAUUCAAGGUCCUUCUCAGUAGAAUGAUGCUGCAGUUUUAUCGAAACAGGAAUUACAUGUAUCUGAAAAUAUCGCUCCAUAUCUUUCUCGGAUUCAUAAUAGGUGGUUUAUUUCUGGGUAUUGGAAAUGAUGGAUCGAAGACCUUGUUCAAUUUUGGAUUUUGUUUCACGUGUCUCAUCGUAUUUCUCUACGUUCCUAUGUUGCCGGUUCUUCUGCACUUUCCCAUGGAGGUUCAGCUAGUCAAACGCGAACACUUCAAUCGCUGGUACGACUUGGGUCCUUAUUUCUGCGCCAUGACGGUAUCGACCAUUCCGCCCCAAUUGAUUCUGGGAACAAUUUACCUGAGUAUGGUAUAUUUCUUUACCGGACAACCGUUGGAAGUCUCGAGGUGUUUGAUGUUCUUCAGCGUGUGCUACAUCUGUUCCCUAAUCGGUGAGAGCAUGGGAUUCGCCAUUGGUACGACUUUGAACAUAGUGAAUGGUAUGUUCGUCGGUCCUGCAAUAACGGUUCCGCUGAUGCUGGUUGCGAUACAGGGUAUGGGAAGCACCGAACCAUUGCCGUUUUACAGACUUCUAGUAAUGUACUCGAGUUACAUACGGUACGGACUCGAGGGUCUGAUAGUCGCGACGUACGGCAACGGCAGAGAGAAAUUGCCCUGUCCACCGGAGGAAAGUUACUGUCACUACCGAGUUCCGAGGGAACUGAUCAGAGUUAUGGGUAUGGAGCAUGUCGUCUUUUGGGUAGAUAUCGUGGCGUUGGUGGUAAUAUUGAUUCUGUUCAAAGCGUUGAUAUUUUACCUACUGAGGCAGCGGCUUCAACCGAACAAAACGUUUCGAGCACUUCAUCUCAUCGGUAGAUUGGUCAAGAGCUACAUCAGUAUGAAAUGAACAAAGAAAUGCAAGCAAGCUGUCUGCGAUGUAGCUACAAUGCAAGAAUCAUGAAGAACCCAAAGUCCGGAACACAAGCGGCUUACUACGUUCGAGUAGUAGAUGAAAGUAAGCAUUUCGUGCUACACACGGUAUCGCUGAUAACUGCUGAUGCUCAUUUGACGAUCAAACUGAUAUUUUAUCGCGGGUCAUCCGUCAAAUAAUAUGUGAGGCAAAUAUGAUAGCUAUACGUAUGAACGACCGAUGGUGUGUAUAAAUAAUAAUAUUCGAACGACGAGCUUCGAACGAAUUGAUUCUUUUCGAAGACUCGACUCGUACGUUCUGUUCUAUCAAUAGUGAAUUAGUCAAAUAUUGUGAUAUACCGUUGUGUAAUAAAUGUUUUCCAAAAAUUGAA
Messenger RNA from Athalia rosae (coleseed sawfly), 3043 nucleotides. RefSeq names its product ATP-binding cassette sub-family G member 1. NCBI's taxonomy places the organism in Eukaryota, Metazoa, Arthropoda, Insecta, Hymenoptera, Athaliidae. Gene Ontology annotation, cellular component: plasma membrane. The transcript has 12 exons. The record is from RefSeq and is a predicted model, not a curated record. The coding region runs from base 727 to 2649 and encodes 640 amino acids. Gene Ontology annotation, molecular function: ATP binding; ATP hydrolysis activity; ABC-type transporter activity.